Molecule: messenger RNA, 753 nt
Organism: Ophidiomyces ophidiicola
Lineage: Eukaryota; Fungi; Ascomycota; Eurotiomycetes; Onygenales; Onygenaceae
Gene: SLD5
Product: GINS complex subunit
Exons: 2
Coding region: 1-753 (250 amino acids)
Biological process (GO): double-strand break repair via break-induced replication; DNA-templated DNA replication
Cellular component (GO): GINS complex
Source: RefSeq, a predicted model, not a curated record
AUGGAGGACAUCGACGAUAUAUUAAACUCCGUUAGCAGAGAUGAUAUCGAUCUCCCAGAAUUCACUGCCCUUGAUUACCAACAGUUAACGCGGUUCUGGGUGGCGGAGCGCGCGGCGCCUGACUUACUCCCAUGGCCUGGACCAUUAAUGGAGAGGGUGAUGGAGAGGGUGAAGAAGCAGAUAGCUAAGAUUGAAGAUAUCUCUAUCUCCGACCCAACGAGUACUACCGCAAAUAACCCAACCCUUAACCUCACCCUCUCAAUCAUCCAAUCUGACCUCUCUCGGACGCAAUACCUUAUUCGUUCCUUGCUUCGGCAACGACUAGCAAAACUAACGAAACACCCGAUCCAUUUUCUUCGUCUGUCGUCUGGGUCCGGUGCCUCUCAACAGCUGUCCACACAACAACCUGGCCUCCUUUCGCCUCAAGAACAUGAUUUCCUGUCAUCACACCACUCCCUUCUAUCUGCACACUACAGUCAGUCCUUUCUCUCAAGUUUCCCUCCUGCCCUGAGGAAACUGGACGAUAAUGCUGGUGGGACGUCUAUGGUAACUAAGCCUGAGACUAAGGAAGUGGUGUUUGUACGGUGUUUAGCUGAAAGUGUGGAUAUGGUGAUUCCCGCUGAGCCUGAACAGGCGGACCGGUUGACCAUGGGAGAUCGACUGGGAGAAAGGAUGGGGAAGGGUGAGGUGUGGAUGGUGCGGUGGGAAGCUGUUAGGGAGGCCUGGCGGAAGGGAGAGGUGGAGGUUCUUUGA